Carlito syrichta (Philippine tarsier) is the source of this 977-nucleotide messenger RNA. It is a transcript of the gene PAQR6, whose product is annotated as progestin and adipoQ receptor family member 6. Lineage: Eukaryota; Metazoa; Chordata; Mammalia; Primates; Tarsiidae. The record is from RefSeq and is a predicted model, not a curated record.
GCCACAGCCACCAGCUGUUCCACAUCUGUGCAGUGCUGGGCACCCACUUCCAGCUGGAGGCGGUGCUGGCUGACAUGGGAUCGCGCAGAGCCUGGCUGGCCAGGCAGGAGCCCCCGCUGGGCCUGGCUGGCACGGUGGCCACGCUAGGCUUGGCGGUGGCCGGAAACCUACUCAUCAUUGCUGCUUUCACAGCCUCCCUGCUUCGAGCCCCUGGCACAUGCCCGCUGCUGCAGGGUGGCCCACCGGAGAGGGGCACCCAGGCCAAACGACAGUGAGGCCCCAUCCCUGACCCUGCCCUGGAGGGGGCAGAGACCAGGCCCCAGUGCUGGGGAAGAGCCCAGACCUCGGCCUGAUAGGGUGGGGGCACACCUGAGCCUGGAACCGAGAGGGGCGAGGAGGGAGGGCAGAGGAGAGGAGGGGUGACCCGGGGGAACUAGCAGGGCGUGAGAAGGCCUGCAAGGGGGCUCUUGAUGGGAGGGGGCACGUGCUGAGGGUCUGAGAGGGGAGAGGCCUGUGUGUCCAGGCACUGCUGCGACCGUGCCCUGUCAGCAGCUGUGGUGGGAGGUGCUGGGGCCCUUUCAUCUGGCCCCGUUUCUGGUGCUCCUGGAUGUCUCUGCUCAUCCCGGGGAAGAACUAACAUAACUAACCUAGGCCUGGCCCGAAUGCUUGUUAACCAGGCCAGGAGGCCAUAUGCUUCCCCCGACCCCCAAACCAGGUGGCUUCGGGCUGCCAGCAGCUGUUUGCCUGCAGAGAUGAAGUCUGUCUGUCCUGGUCAUAACUGUAUACUCCAGGUGUCCAGGCUUCUGGGGGUUGGGUCUCUCCAGGUAUGUCACAGAUGGUUCAGUGGUUGAGGAGGGGGAGGGGGCUGGGCUAGAGGGUAAACCCUAGUUAGACUUUAGGAAGCCACUUUCAAUGCUUUCUGGAACAAGGCAGGAACAAAUAAAUCAAUAAACAGACUUUGGGAUGCAGUUUCUGAA